GGGACAGGAGGCCAAAGCAAACUUUGAUUGGUCGGGUUCCAAUUAAGAAUGAAAGAAAAAGUUCGGUUCGAUGGUUAAUGGCAAAUAAAUUAAGAUGGAUUCAUGAACUUUGAACAUAAUCGAUAUAUUCAACGCCUGUGAAUUUUGCGAAUCGGUCUCUGACGACGACGAUGGGAAUUCCAUCGGAAUUGAGGGAUUUGUGGGUGAACACAAGGAAUGCUCUGAUAAUUCCGUCGCCAGCUGAAGAACGGAAAGUGCUGAACGCGAAGCUUUGCACUCAAGAAGGUGUUCGUUCUGGCUUCAAGGCGGCUUCUAUUGCAUGUGUUGCCAGUGCAGUGCCUACGUUGGUUGCUGUUCGAAUGGUUCCCUGGGCCAAAGCAAACCUUAAUUAUACUGCUCAGGCACUCAUCAUUUCUGCAGCAUCUAUUGCUGCAUACUUCAUCACUGCGGAUAAAACCAUCUUAGAAUGUGCAAGAAGAAAUUCUCAGUUACAGGAUGCCUUGAGACGCCAAGGAUGAUGAAUGUAAUUUUGGGUGUGUUAUGUUGCAGUCUGUUCUGAAUUCUGAUGUUGUAUGAUGGAAAAAAUGGCUCCAAAAUGCUGAGAGCCUGUUUGAGAUCUAGUCCGUCACUUGUUCUUCAUUUUCUUCUCAUUGUCAACUCUCCUUUCAUUCGGCAGAGUAGAUGUAAAAACAAAAAAAAAAUGCAAUAAAAUGUCAGAUUUUAUUACCUUUUAUGCACGCAGAGGUUACCAGUAUUGAUGUUAACCCUUCCUUUUGCUUCGGAGUGCUAGUAUGCUUUCUUUGGCCA
This is a messenger RNA of Momordica charantia (bitter melon), 807 nucleotides long. RefSeq names its product early nodulin-93. NCBI's taxonomy places the organism in Eukaryota, Viridiplantae, Streptophyta, Magnoliopsida, Cucurbitales, Cucurbitaceae. The record is from RefSeq and is a predicted model, not a curated record.